This is a messenger RNA of Sitophilus oryzae (rice weevil), 3751 nucleotides long. RefSeq names its product oxysterol-binding protein 1 (gene Osbp). Gene Ontology annotation, cellular component: membrane; intracellular membrane-bounded organelle; cytosol. The record is from RefSeq and is a predicted model, not a curated record. The coding region runs from base 102 to 3191 and encodes 1029 amino acids. The transcript has 22 exons. NCBI's taxonomy places the organism in Eukaryota, Metazoa, Arthropoda, Insecta, Coleoptera, Curculionidae. Gene Ontology annotation, molecular function: sterol binding.
UCAGUACACGUCAAAAAUUACAGUAUGGCAGGUUUAUAAGAAAUUGUAAAGUCAACUCCCUUUUCUAUACCGAAAAAGUUGCAAUUGUAUUUGUUCUAAAGAUGGGCGACGGUAAUACGAAUAAAUCUGGAGCUUCCCAGGUGGAACCUACCAUGAAAGGAUGGCUGUUUAAAUGGACAAAUUAUCUGAAAGGAUAUCAAAGACGAUGGUUUGUCCUGCAAAAUGGACAUUUAUCCUACUACAGGGCCGAAAACCAUGGGAUCGCCCCCACAUUGUCCAUCAGAAGAAGAAGGAAGUUUAAGGGAGGAUUGUGUCGCAAGCGAAACCAAGCAGAAAUUGCCCACACGUGCAGAGGUAGCAUCUCACUACAUGGAGCUCUGAUCUACACUGUAGACCCCUGUACAUUCGUUAUAUCCAACGGAGGUACUCAAAGUUUCCAUAUAAAAGCUUCCUCAGAAGUGGAGAGACAAUCAUGGGUUACAGCGCUGGAACUAGCCAAAGCUAAAGCUAUACGGAAUAUGGAGUCAGAAGACGAUGAUGUGGAGGCAGAAGAGUCAGCAAUGUCCGAGGAUCCUGACAUAAUGAGGAAAUUAGAGAGUCAAUUAAAUGAAUUGCAGAUCUGUGAAGACCUUGUAGAAAAACACUGGAAGAAUUUGGCCAAGCCUUUAGCAGAAAUUGAAUCAACGUCAGAUUGUGAGUUGCUGGCCGGCAAAUUGAAAGAAAUCAGUGAGAAGGCCACGCUGUUCAGAAUCUCCAGCAAUGCAAUGCUUAAUUCUUGCAAUAACUAUUUCAAAAUUGCCCAAACUCACGGUCCCAAACUCGUGAAGCUCUUGCAGCACGAAAGGGAGCAAAGGCAGCGGUUGCAGGAAAUGGUGGAAACUCUGGCAGAGCAGCAUUCGAAAUUGGAGCGAGCGGCAAACGCGCACGCGCAUAGGGCUGUUAGUGCAAGUGAAAAUGAAGAAGAGGACGAAAACGAAUUCUUCGAUGCUGUAGCGGACGGCGGGGGACAAAAUUCCGAUGCAAAUGAUCAUUUUACUCUCGAUAUAAGAACCAGGACAGGCGUGAGAAGGAACAGCUCGGAUAGUUCAAGUGAAGCCGAAGAGACCCAAGAAACUAAACAGUUUGUUGUAGUUACAGGUGGUAAACAUCCUACUAAUGUAGUAAAUAGUGAUGCAAAUAAAACUGAUACAACAGUGGCUUCUAAUGAAGUUACCAAAGAUCUGUCAAAAAUACCUAUGCCUGUCAAUUUCAACGAACCUUUGAGUAUGUUGCAGAGAUUGACAGAGGAUUACGAAUAUGCUAGUAUACUAGAUCAAGCUGCAAAAAACCAAGCAGAAAUUGCCCACACGUGCAGAGGUAGCAUUUCACUACAUGGAGCUCUGAUCUACACUGUAGACCCCUGUACAUUCGUUAUAUCCAACGGAGGUACUCAAAGUUUCCAUAUAAAAGCUUCCUCAGAAGUGGAGAGACAAUCAUGGGUUACAGCGCUGGAACUAGCCAAAGCUAAAGCUAUACGGAAUAUGGAGUCAGAAGACGAUGAUGUGGAGGCAGAAGAGUCAGCAAUGUCCGAGGAUCCUGACAUAAUGAGGAAAUUAGAGAGUCAAUUAAAUGAAUUGCAGUAUUUAGACGUCAAAAUUUUUAGUUUUUUUGCCCGGUUAUUUUCCAAAUUAAAACUAAUAAUAGUUUUCUUUAAAUCUACAGUUAGUGCAAGUGAAAAUGAAGAAGAGGACGAAAACGAAUUCUUCGAUGCUGUAGCGGACGGCGGGGGACAAAAUUCCGAUGCAAAUGAUCAUUUUACUCUCGAUAUAAGAACCAGGACAGGCGUGAGAAGGAACAGCUCGGAUAGUUCAAGUGAAGCCGAAGAGACCCAAGAAACUAAACAGGUUGUUGUAGUUACAGGUGGUAAACAUCCUACUAAUGUAGUAAAUAGUGAUGCAAAUAAAACUGAUACAACAGUGGCUUCUAAUGAAGUUACCAAAGCCAGUAGGCGAAAAAGAAGAACCAGGGUUCCUGAUAAACCCAAUUACCCCUUAAACCUGUGGUCAAUUAUGAAAAAUUGUAUUGGAAAAGAUCUGUCAAAAAUACCUAUGCCUGUCAAUUUCAACGAACCUUUGAGUAUGUUGCAGAGAUUGACAGAGGAUUACGAAUAUGCUAGUAUACUAGAUCAAGCUGCAAAAUGUUCCGAUCCUUGUGAGCAACUGGCUUACGUAGCGGCUUUUACUAUAUCUUCCUAUUCAACUACGGCUAGCAGGACAGGCAAACCAUUUAACCCUUUGUUAGGAGAAACGUAUGAGUGUGAUAGGACGGAUGAUCUAGGUUGGAAAUGUUUUAAUGAACAAGUAUCGCAUCACCCACCAAUCGUAGCCCAGUAUUGUGAAGGCGAAGAGUGGCAUUGUUGGCAGGAAUUUACCAUGACCUCCAAAUUCAGAGGAAAAUAUUUACAAAUUAUCCCUCUAGGUAAUGCCCAGGUAGAAUUUUUGAAAAGCGGUAACAAAUAUUCGUGGAGAAAGGUUACCACGACGGUUCACAAUAUUAUCGUUGGAAAACUUUGGGUGGAUCAACACGGUGAUAUGGAAAUUAUUGGAAAAGGUGCAUCGGCAGGAAUCAAUUGUCAGUUGAAAUAUAUCCCAUACUCGUAUUUCACUAGGGAUUCCCAGAGAAGAGUGAAAGGUGUGGUAAUGGAUAACGGAAAUGUAAAAUGGGUUAUUAAUGGUACAUGGGAUGAUCAAGUUGAAAUAGCUCCAGUGACAGGAAAUACAGGCAGCGCCAAUAAUCCAGUCUACCAAACCGGAACGCCGAUAACCGCAUGGCAGAGAAGACCUCCGCCUCCAGAUUCGGAUAAAAUGUAUAAUUUUACAUUGCUAGCUGCCCAGUUGAACGAACCAGAGGAUCGUGUAGCUCCCACAGAUUCCAGACUACGUCCAGAUCAAAGAUUAAUGGAAAAUGGAAUAUGGGAUGAAGCAAAUAAGGAAAAACUACGAAUUGAAGAAAAACAGAGAGCUGUCAGAAGAAAAAGGGAAUCAGACGCGGAAAUUGCAGCUGCUGAAGGGCGGCCAUAUACACCAUAUAAACCGCUGUGGUUUGAACAGAAAACCGAGGCAGGAAGUGACGUCAUUACACACAUUUACAAGGGCAACUAUUGGAAAUGUAAAGAGGAGCAAAACUGGUCAGAGUGUCCCGACAUAUUCUAGAGUUUUUUUUGUAUAUACUAUAUAUUUAAACAUAUGUAUUUUCUAGAUGAAAACAAAACACAUAAUAAUUAUAUAUAAUUGUUUUACAAGGGAUUAAUACAUUUAUUGGUGACUACCUGUUAGGGCAACGUUGCCAUUUUAAAUUCCUCAAAUAUGCGCUAUAUGAAAACUAAGCAUAACUAUGAUUAAGCAUAACGCAUAUUAGAGCAUAUUUUCAAUCUCGAUGCUUCUUUAACUGGCCAUAUAUAAUAUGUUUUUUUAUUGUUGUUGAAGCAUGUUAACUAGACACAGAUUGAAUAAAAUUCAAAAGCAGUAGCGUAUCAAAAGUAUGGGUUGUCUAAAUUUAUCGUUUUACAGUUAUACAGUUUUACGUUUUGACAGUUAUUAAGUUUCAAUCAUGUACAAUCUUGUUAAUAUAUGGAAAAAAUUGUAUAUUGGAUAUAAAAGUGUGUGUUUUUUUCCACAUAAUCUAGUCUUCAACAGUUGAUUGUUACUUACAACGUGGGUACGGAAAUGCACGGUUUUAGAGAUACAGGAUGUUAAUAAAACUUAAAAAGGUA